This is a messenger RNA of Caenorhabditis bovis, 1554 nucleotides long. NCBI's taxonomy places the organism in Eukaryota, Metazoa, Nematoda, Chromadorea, Rhabditida, Rhabditidae. The record is from the annotation of a GenBank genome assembly.
AUGAGCCGCGAAAUAGCGUUCGUUAUAGACAUCGGCUUUGAAUGCCUUCUUACAUCCCGCGGUUGUUCAAUGUCAUAUAUCGAACAGUUCAUUCAGUUCUUGAAAGAUUUCGAAAAGAAUGCUGCAGAGGAACCAGAUUAUUAUGAUCGGCUUCAUUUGUUCACUUCUGAAAAGGAAUAUACAGAUAAAACUCGUAAUUUCAAACAGGCAGUUGAGGAGUUCGAGAAACGGGAUCACUCCAGUGUCAUGGAUUUACCAACUUUGUUCGAGUUUAUGAACUGCAAAGACUACCAGCAAGUAUUUUUAAUCACUGCGAUCAGCAACCUUGAUGAAUACAAGUACGCUUAUAAGGAUCUCAAGCUCAUUUACAUAUUGUUUGCUCCCGAGCUACGCGUUCGACUGAAAACGACUUACCAAUCAAAAAUUCCUGAUAACUUUAUUUUUUUGACCGAGGAAGCCAUUACAACUAUCGCACAUCACGUCCAUGUAAGAUUAAUGGCCACUAAUUACGUGCUUCUGAAGUCGUUUAUGUGCGUUGCUGGAAAUUUGAUUCAUGAGAUGGGUGAAGAAAUCGUUGUGAAGGAAAUCGUCUGCGACAAAUUUUUUACACUCCCAGAUGUUGAUAAUUUGGAAGUCAAAUGUAUGCAAUGGUUCAUGCCAGCUGAAGAAAGAAAUCGAAUUACUGUAUCAAUUAUCGAAAAGUAUCCGGAAUUCAAUUGGGGCUUUACUGAUACUCGAAAGGAGAUGGAAUCACGAGAAGAAGACUACCAAAUAUUCAAUUACGAUUACUUCAUCGAUAUGUUGACCGUGGAAAAUGAAGAUAAUGACCGUUAUGGAGUACUUGGCUACUGUAUUACCAAUAAAGGCGAAAAGCUUUUAGCUGCUGUCCGAGCUGUCGAUCUCAACGGUUGGAAUAUUCAGGAAGAAGAUGAAGUCAAAACAGAUGACAAAUCUGAUGAUGGAAACACUGAUUAUGAAGACAAAGAAGCUAACAAAGAAAAUGUCAGCGAGUAUAAAAACAACGACGAUGAGAGACCUGAGCCAGAUGAAACGGAGGAUGAAGUAAUGGAAGAAGGAGACAAUGAAGGUGGAAGCGAGGAUAAGCAACAGGAAGGUGCAAAGCUUGAGGCUGAGACUAAACAAAUUGAUGAAAACCAAAAACCCGAGCUUCAUAUUGAAAUUCCCGAAGAAGAGGGAGACGUGAUUGAGUUUAUUGAUAUGGAGGAGGAAGAGAACAUUGUCGAAUACCUACCUGAAAUGAAUCCGAGAGAUAUUUACUGGAACGAUGAGCACUCAUUAAGCUUAAUGUUCUACAAGUUGCAACGAUCUCUGCGUAAACUUCCUGAGCGGAUGCCAUUAUACCGAACGCUAAUCGAUAAUUUGUCAACUUUGGCGUUAGUCGUUCAAAAUCCAAGCUACGCUUACGCAUUUGCCAGAUUUCUGCGUGCAGAAGGGCGCUAUAUUAGCCCAUUGGCAAAUAGCGUUACUGAAGACGCAGCGCGACACUUCGAAUUGCUUGCAAGAAAACUUAUUCUUAGACAUGGACUUAAAUAA